AUGGAGCGACCCGUCAACUCUGUUGCCCAGUUCCUGCUGCUGGGCGUGGUUCAUGCCAGUAUCUUCGCUGGCGUGGUUGUGUACACGCCGAGGAAGGCCUCGCUUCUUCGUCUCGCUGCCGCGCUCCCGCUUGCUGUGCUGACGCGUUGCAUUUACCUUUCCGGCGCCCGCUUCUUCACCAGCACUCAGCUGAGGGUUCUGGGGCCGCUGAUAUGGAAUCACUACCUGAGCCUUGUCGAUCUCAUGCUCAUCACUCGCGUUGAUGCAGCUGAGCUGGCUCGACUCGCUCGGCACCGGGGGCCAGCUCAGCCGCUGUGGGAAGCCCUCCGCCUCUUCUUCAAUCUGCGCCGAAUCAACACUAAGUGGGAGGUGAGAGGUGUUUCCAGGCCCAGCAAGCCGCAGGGCCGUGUUCAAUUUGUGGCCUGGGCCGCCCUCAAGACCCUUCUGACCUCGACCGCCAUCGACGCUAUCCUGAGAUUGCCGCCCAAGCCUGAGCCGCAUCUGAUGGCACCGGGCAAGGAGACGCUCUAUGCCUUUUGGAAUCUUUCUGCGGAAGACGCGAUUGUUCGGCUCAGUGUAGUCCUGUUGUUCGCCGUCGUUGCCAGCCUAUCUGCAACUUGCAUGUAUUACUUGGCUGCUACGAUAAUGGUGGCAACCGGCAUGAGCGAACCCGAUUCGUGGCCGCCGAUCUUUGGCCCAAUAGCAUCUGCCCAUACAGUUCGCGGGUUGUGGAGUCAAUGCUGGCAUCAAUUGCUGAGAAAUUCUGUCUCCGUUCAUGGGAACUUCAUUUCGGAUAGGAUCUUGUCUCUUCAACAUGGCACCUUUCUUUCUCGGUUCGCCCGUCUCUUCUUCCCUUUCUUGGUAAGUGGCGCGCUUCAUUGGGUUAUGGAAGUCGAGAUGGAUGGCCUUGAGAAAGGUCGUUUUGGGGUAGUCACAUUUUUUCUUCUCCAACCACUGGGAAUCAUGCUGGAGGGGGCCAUCCAAGCCUUGGUUGGUCAAAGUCUGCCUAAAAGCCUGCGGUAUGUGAUUGGAUAUACUUGGGUGGCAGCUUGGUUCUGGUGGUCGAUGGCUCCUUUCGGCUACGAACAGUAUAGGACAAACCCCCCUCCUGAUAUGGCUCCCAUCCCGGUGGUCUACUUCGCCCAGCAGUGGUUUGGCAAAUCGAACAAGUAA
Molecule: messenger RNA, 1173 nt
Organism: Clonostachys rhizophaga
Lineage: Eukaryota; Fungi; Ascomycota; Sordariomycetes; Hypocreales; Bionectriaceae
Source: the annotation of a GenBank genome assembly